CAGUAAUGAUCAGGGGACUGAAGAGGGAACACAGACAUGGAGACCAAAGUGAAUAAGAGGGAACAGUGGACGAGGAAAAGGGAAUAUAUUCUGGCAGCAGCAGGCAAUCUGGUGGGUCUGGGCAAUGUGUGGAGAUUCCCCUACCUGUGCUAUAAGAACGGAGGAGGUGUCUUCCUGUUGCCUUACUGCUUCUUUGCUGUGCUGUGUGGCGUGCCAAUCUUCCUGCUGGAGGCUGUGAUUGGUCAGUACACACAGGAGGGCGCCGUCACCUGCUGGACCAAGCUCUGCCCGCUGGCACAGGGGACUGGCUAUUCUAUCUUAGUGAUCCAGUUUUUUUCCAGAACCUACAGCAUUAUCCUGGCCUGGGCCCUCCUCUACCUCAUCUAUUGUUUCAGAGACCCUCUGCCCUGGGCCACCUGCGACAAUCCCUGGAACACAGAGAGAUGUGUGGACCUCACCUCAGCAAACUGGACAGCAAUGCACAGUGGCAACCAGACAGUAAACUGGACAACUGGAAAUCUCACCAAGUCUUCAGUCUCUGAGUUUUGGGAGAGAGGAGUGUUGUCCAUGUCUGGGGGAAUAGAGGAGGUCGGUACAGUAAAGUGGGAGCUGCUGCUCUGUCUCCUGGCCUGCUGGGUGGCCUGCUACUUCUGCGUCUGGAAAGGGGUCCGUUCCGCAGGAAAGGUGGUGUAUUUCACGGCUGUGUUCCCCUAUGUGACGCUGGCCAUCCUGCUGAUCAGGGGGGUGACGCUGCCAGGAGCCUGGCAGGGUGUGGUCUACUACCUGUAUCCAGAUCCUUCUCGCCUGGCAGACUUGCAGGUGUGGAUGGAGGCUUGCGCUCAGGUCCUCUUCUCCUAUGGUGUUGCAUCAGGAUCCUUAAUCACAAUGGGCAGCUACAACAAAGUCAAGAACAACUGUUACAAGGACAGUCUGCUGUUGUGUGCGCUCAAUAGUGGCACCAGCUUUGUUGCCGGCUUCGCAGUCUUCUCAGCUCUGGGCUUCAUGGCCCAAAAACAGGGAAUUCCCAUCGACAUGGUGGUCGAUUCAGGCCCUGGGCUGGCGUUCAUCGCAUUUCCUCAGGCCUUAGCCAUGAUGCCUCUCCCUCAGCUGUGGGCCGCCUGCUUCUUCCUUAUGCUCAUUCUGUUGGGACUGGACACACUGUUUGCAGGUUUGGAAACUAUAACGUCGGCAGUCAUUGACAUGUUUCCAGGACAGAUGCGUAGACCCUGGCGCAGAGAAAUCUUCCUCAUCUUCUUCUGCUCCAUCAGCUUCAUCGUACAGAUCUCUCUAUGCACUCAGGGAGGAGUGUACCUGUUCCAGCUGGUUGAUUACUAUGGUGCUAAUGGAGCAUGUAUAUUAUUUGUGUCUGUGGUCCAGUGUGUGGCUGUUGGCUGGGCCUUUGGGGCUGACCGGAUGUGUGAUGCAAUUGAAGAUAUGUCAGGACAGAGGCCGUUGCUUCUUUUCAAAGUGUGCUGGCGUUACAUCACCCCUCUGAUCUGCGUGGUUUGCUUCAUCGGCUUCUUUGUGACCUACCAGCCCCUGGCAUCCAGCGGGGGCUAUGUGUACCCAAACUGGGCCUGCGGUCUGGGCUGGGCCAUGGCCCUCUCCUCGGUGGUUGCAGUACCCAUCUGGGCAGUCUGCAAGAUAUGCCUCACAGAGGGCACCCUCAGACAGCGUCUGUUGGUCCUGUGGCAUCCUGUCAGAGAUCCUGUUGGUCCCAUGACAAACAAAGAACAUAUCCUAAAUGACACAGAGAUGAAACCAAUGUCCGGCCCUUUCACUGACAUGUUAUGAGUCAAUAUGAAAUGUGCGUCUGGAUUUCUGUAUGUGAAAGGCUGCUAAAAGAAGAGCAUGUUACUUAUUCCUGUGGAGCUUUUUGUUAUUUUUAUAUUCACUGUUUCUCAGCAAAACUCAUAGUUUGUAACCUGAGGCCUUUUGAAAUAUCUGCACUUCCUUCAUCAUAAUGAAUUUAAAGUCACCAGGAAAACAA
This is a messenger RNA of Sebastes umbrosus (honeycomb rockfish), 1990 nucleotides long. Its product is annotated as sodium- and chloride-dependent GABA transporter 3-like. The transcript is spliced from 14 exons. Bases 37 to 1794 code for a protein of 585 amino acids. Gene Ontology annotation, biological process: sodium ion transmembrane transport. The record is from RefSeq and is a predicted model, not a curated record. Gene Ontology annotation, cellular component: membrane. Lineage: Eukaryota; Metazoa; Chordata; Actinopteri; Perciformes; Sebastidae.